This is a messenger RNA of Coffea eugenioides, 1131 nucleotides long. RefSeq names its product probable leucine-rich repeat receptor-like protein kinase At1g35710. Lineage: Eukaryota; Viridiplantae; Streptophyta; Magnoliopsida; Gentianales; Rubiaceae. Gene Ontology annotation, molecular function: protein binding. The coding region runs from base 1 to 1131 and encodes 376 amino acids. The record is from RefSeq and is a predicted model, not a curated record. The transcript has a single exon.
AUGCUUCCAAAUUUCAUUACAGAGGUUUUCGUUUUUAUGUUUAUUUUAGUGCUACAUACACUAGCCCCAUCAUUUCCUCCCAAAGUUUGUGCAUCAGCUUUUGCGGAAGAGGCUGCUGCCCUCUUAAAAUGGAAAGCCAGUUUUGCCAACCAGAAUAGUUCCCUCUUGAUUUCAUGGAAUAUUAAGCCUACCAAAGCCAAGAAUUCUUCCAGCCCUUGCACUUGGGCUAGUGUUUCAUGCAAUAUUGAUGGAAGUGUCAACAGACUGAACCUCACAAAUUCCAAUGUCAGCACGACACUCUAUGACUUCCCAUUUUCAUCCUUGCCAAACCUUGAAUACGUUGAUCUUUCCAUGAAUGAACUUUUUGGCAGCAUACCGGCCCAGAUUGGUAAUCUUUCCAAGCUCAUUUAUCUCGAUUUCUCGAUCAAUCAGCUGUCACAAGAAAUCCCACCUGAAAUUGGCUUGUUACAAAAUCUUCAAGUCCUCCAUCUGAACGAAAAUCAAUUGUCUGGUCCAAUUCCUGAGGAAUUGAGCCAUUUAGUCUAUCUUACUGAGGUUGAUUUGAAUACCAAUCAUAUCAAUGGCACAAUUCCAUCUUCCUUGGCAAAUUUGGUUAACUUGACAUACUUGUCUUUGUAUGGAAACCUAUUAUCUGGUUCCAUUCCUCCAGAAAUAGGAAACUUAUCCAAUCUUGUCACUGCUUUUUUGAGCUCUAACCUUCUAACAGGUUCAAUUCCACCUGAUCUAGGUAACCUCAGUAAGUUGGAGACCUUGUUCCUUUUCCAAAACAAUCUGUCCGGUUCCAUUCCAGUUGAGUUAGGGCAGUUGAAAUCACUUCAAAAUUUGAGCUUGUUCGGAAAUAAUCUCAUUGGCACAAUUCCAACAUCACUGGGUAAUCUGACGAAUUUGACUGUCCUCCAUCUCUAUGAUAACCAACUCUCAGGCUCAAUUCCUGAAGAGUUGAGCAACCUAGAGCUACUUACAGAUUUGGAACUAGACAGGAAUGAACUGAACGGUUCUAUUCCUAAAUCAUUUGGUGAUCUGAGCAACCUGGAAUUUCUGUUUCUUCGUCAGAACCAGCUUUCUGGUUCAUUCCAGAGGAGCUUGGGAAGUUGGCAAAGUUGGCUGUGA